GCCUUUCCUCACUCCUCCGUCCGGAUCUCUUUAGCGACCCUGCCGUGCCGUUCCGGUAGCCUCCCUCCGCCCCUGCUCGCCGCCACCACUCACAGGCCACAAACCCUAGCCAAGCUCGCCGGAGCUACCGCGCGCGCGCACGCAGCGAUGGAAGGCGGCGGCCGCAAGAGGGGCACGGCCGAUGGCGCCGCCGUCGGAGGCAAGCGCACGCGAGAAUCGGAGUCAUUUCAAACCGGUGUAGGAAGCAAAUCGAAGCCAUGCACCAAAUUUUUCAGUACCUCUGGUUGCCCCUUUGGCGAGGGUUGCCAUUUCCUCCAUUACUUCCCCGGUGGCCACCAGGCUGUUGCAAAGAUGAGCAACCUGGGUGGCCAAGCAUUUGCACACCCCCAAGGAAGAAUGCCCACAGGAUCUGCUGUUCCAGAUGGCCACCCUACACCAACUGUCAAGACUAAAUUGUGCAACAAGUAUAACACUGCAGAGGGAUGCAAAUGGGGCGACAAGUGCCACUUUGCACAUGGUGAGAGGGAGCUCGGCAAGCAGACGUUCAUCAACAACUCCAUGCCACCCCAUAUGGGACCAAGGCCCACCGGUCACUUUGGACCUCCGGCAAUGCCCAGCCCUGGCAUGGCCACUCCAGCAGGUUUCGGGGCGUCCUCCACAGCCAAGGUCAGUGUCGAUGCAUCCCUCGCAGGCGCCAUCAUCGGGCGGGGUGGAGUCAACACAAAGCAGAUAUCCCGAGUCACCGGGGCCAAGCUGGCCAUCCGGGACCACGAAUCAAACGAAGCCUUGAAAAACAUUGAGCUCGAGGGCACGUUUGAUCAGAUCAACAACGCCAGCGCCAUGCUCAGGGAGUUGAUCUUCAGGAUCAGCGGCGGCGCCAACGCCCCUCCGCCGGGCGUGAUCCUGGCUGGAGGAUCUCACCGCGGCGGCGGCGGCGGUGGGCAGGGAAGCAACUUCAAGACCAAGCUGUGCGACAACUUCACGAAAGGAUCGUGCACGUUUGGCGACAGAUGCCACUUUGCCCAUGGCGAGAACGAGCUGCGCAAGUCGGCUGCCGCGUGAGGUUGAUCUACCCACCCAACGUGAUUUGUAGUAGCGAUUAGUCGGUGUAACUCUGAACCUUGAGGGCUGAUGAUGGAUUUUCUGACUGUCCCUGAGAUUAUGCCAUCGAUUUUAUGGAUUUCAUAUCUGUCAUGACUUUUAUCAGCCUGUUGUGGUUUUAGUAGAAAGCUUGACAUGUUCAUUUCCUGAA
Molecule: messenger RNA, 1252 nt
Organism: Aegilops tauschii subsp. strangulata
Lineage: Eukaryota; Viridiplantae; Streptophyta; Magnoliopsida; Poales; Poaceae
Product: zinc finger CCCH domain-containing protein 14
Molecular function (GO): mRNA binding; metal ion binding
Source: RefSeq, a predicted model, not a curated record